Molecule: messenger RNA, 210 nt
Organism: Geodia barretti
Lineage: Eukaryota; Metazoa; Porifera; Demospongiae; Tetractinellida; Geodiidae
Source: the annotation of a GenBank genome assembly
CACCACAGAGAGGUGAGAGGAUAGAGACACCUGUCGAUGCUGAUGUUAGUGGUAGUGGAGCUGUCCAGAACCAGAGACACCAGGCAGCCAGAGGAGAGAGAGCCGGUGGCAAAGACACAUGUGAUCCUGGCUCGUAGCUGAGUAGUGAGAGUUCUCCUUCAGACCAGUCACCUCAGCCACCAUCGCUGACUCUGACCCAGUCACCUGGAC